This is a messenger RNA of Anopheles stephensi (Asian malaria mosquito), 3816 nucleotides long. RefSeq names its product sex peptide receptor-like. Gene Ontology annotation, cellular component: membrane. The record is from RefSeq and is a predicted model, not a curated record. Gene Ontology annotation, biological process: G protein-coupled receptor signaling pathway. The transcript is spliced from 5 exons. The coding region runs from base 1382 to 2677 and encodes 431 amino acids. Gene Ontology annotation, molecular function: G protein-coupled peptide receptor activity. Lineage: Eukaryota; Metazoa; Arthropoda; Insecta; Diptera; Culicidae.
AUCCAGUUGACCGUUAGCAUCGGUCCGGUAAGGAUGGUCCCGAACCUGGCAGCAGAAGCAGCCCAUUCGAAGCAGUGAUUCCGGUUGUCGGGCGGAAAAGCGCGAAAAUUGACACACGUUUGGUGGUGGUUCGUCGCUCGGAUAGUUUAUUUGUCUUGUGGUGAUUAAGAGUUUUUCGGAGAAUCAAAUCCAUCCAAUGGGCCCGGCUUCGGCGAUCGAAUCGGUGGUGGUUCCGUGACCGUGGAACCGACACUCGAGUGUUUGUGUUGUGGUUCGAUUUCACUAACUCAACGUGCUAUCGGCGAGGAGAGGAUCAGUGCGACAGUGGUGUUGGUUCAGUUUACCUGAAUCAACAGAUGGCGAUAGGGUAAUAAUUGUAGAUUUUCUGUGAUUUUCGGUUUCAAUGCUUCAAGCCAGGCAGUGAGUGCAAAUGCGACUGUACUACGUGCCAGUGAAAGACAUCGUUCGUACUCUCUGCGCGUACUUGCCGCUUUCUGGAAGGAUGUGCCCGACCGUACCACUUUCCUGGUGAACAAAAUACCUCCCAAAGGGACGACGCUAACGGCACACAUCGAACACGAACCCCGGGAAGGCGUCGAGUAUUUGGGAGGAAUAAUGUGUUCAAGACAGGCCGUGGUACGCGUUCGGGUGGAUAAAACGGUCUUCAAAUCAUACCGAAGAAAUCCUUCGUCUGCAAAAUCUAGUGUAAAGUGAUAAAAGCGAAUCGAACGAAGUGUUGGUUGGCCGGAACUUCAUGGUGGAACCCAUCUCGCCGCUGCUCGACUAGCGGCCAUGCUGAACCCAAGAAAGUGAAGCGUGAAUGUGUACAUGUGAACUCGGGGAAAACGUGGGAGCACAGCACAGAAAAUCCAUCAUGCUGCAGCAUCCCGCAAUCUACGCCAUACCUUCCAUCUGUGCGGUCAAGCAAACACGAGCUCGAUAAUCCAUGACCGGAACCAAUAUUGGAAGCGUGGCGGUGAAAUCAUGCGAACGAUUUGAGUGGGGAAAAAACGGCCCGUGUGAAGGUUUGCCCUCCGCUUCUAUCGGACAGUUUCUGAGGCCGACCAUUUUCUUCCAUUUUUGCCCGCUCGUCGUUCCAUCCAGCCCGCUGGUGCCACCACGUAAUAAGCUCCAAGCAGUCGUAAAGAGAGCGAGCAAGGCAAAUUAAAAAAAAGACACCAUCAAAAUAAGAUAUCGUUAGGGUGCCGCCGAGUGGCUACACCACAUUGCACCGGGCCAGCGAAAAUGCUGCUACCGUGAGCGAAAGUGAGAACACGCCUCCGUGCGUAUGUGUUAAUGUGUGUGUGUUGUGCGAAGUGGUGCGGUAAGCGUCCGUAAGCCGUGUGGCCAGCCCAAGCGUAAUAUUAAUCAAAACACAACAAUGAGCUCGACGGAAUUGGGAGAAUUUGUAAUAAAUGUCACCGAUGGGCCGGCACACGGUGCGCCCACCGGUGAGGAGGACGGAGCGACCAACAUCUCAGCCGCCACCACCACCAUGCACCUGCUGUACUGUGGCAAGACGCUCGAUGACUUCCACACCAGCUACGCAAAAGCGCACGGAAUCGUCUGCCUGUUGGUGUGCAUCUUUGGCAGCAUCGCCAACACGCUCAACAUUGUGGUGCUGACGCGGCGUGAGAUGCGAUCACCGACCAACGCCAUCCUGACCGGGCUGGCGAUCGCCGACCUGCUCGUGAUGCUCGACUAUAUGCCCUACGCAAUCAACUCCAUCCCGUAUCUGCGGCUUUCGCGCGAAGAACGACUCACGUACGGGUGGGCCUGGUACAUCAUGUUCCACUCGAUCUUUGCCCAGAUCUGCCACACGAUCUCGAUCUGGCUCACGGUGACGUUGGCCAUCUGGCGUUACAUAGCCGUGGCCUACCCGCAGCGCAACCGGCAGUGGUGCGACAUGUCCAAGACGCUGGCCGCAAUCUUCAGCUCGUACAUCGUUUGCCCCUUUCUGGCCGUACCGAUCUACCUCUCCUUCAGCAUCCAGUCCAACGUGGAGCUGCUCGGUUGCGAUGGCAACACACUGACGGUCGAUGCCGCUGGGAACGUGACGCAAGGGCGCAAUGUCACGCUGUACCGGCUCGGCACGUCACAGCUCGUUCGCGAUAAUCCCGCGCUGCUGAACGUCAACUUUUGGAUCUACAGCGUCGUGUUCAAGCUGAUUCCCUGCAUCGCCCUAACCAUCCUCAGUUUGCGGUUGAUCGGUGCCCUGUUGGAGGCGAAACAGCGCCGCAGCCAACUGACCGGUACGGCCACCGGACUGAAGCAGAUCGUUGACGGCCGGGUCGUGGAUGCCAAGUCCGGCAAGCAAACGGACAAGGAGAAGCAGACGGAUAGGACGACGCGCAUGCUACUGGCGGUGUUGCUACUGUUCCUCAUCACCGAGUUCCCCCAGGGCAUACUCGGCUUACUGAGCGCCGUAUUGAAAAAGGACUUUUUCUUCAACUGCUACCUCAAACUCGGUGACGUGAUGGACGUACUGGCGUUGGUCAAUUCCGCGAUUAACUUCAUACUCUACUGCUCGAUGAGCCGCCAGUUCCGCAGCACGUUCAACGAUUUGUUCCGGCCGCGCAUCCUCGACCGCUGGAUGGCGGUGCCGCAGGGCGAGGACGAGCGGGCGGGCCGCGGCCACCACCAGGACGGAGCGACAACGCAGAUUACUCAGAUAUAGCGCACGCCGGGACGUCCUAACAGUAAUUGCCACGGUUGCUUUGGGCAGUUUGCGACCGCACUGGCGGGAGUUCUCAUUAGCAAUCGGCAAACAUCGAGCCGUGACGACUGUGCAAUGCUCUAGCGACGUCCCACCUACACUGCUCCGGUGCACUUACACACUUGUGCACCCUUUUUUUCUCUCUCUAUCCCUCUCUGGUCUGCUCUGGUAGCUGCUCUGCUGGACCUACCUAACUAACGCACUUAUGCCGGGCUCGGACAAGUCCGUCUAAUUACUGUGUCGCGGUGAGCAGUCCCGUGGCGUUAGGAUCGCUUCGCAUACACUACUGUUUGGCGAUGACGGCCGUUACUAUUAGCAGAUAAUGAACACUAGACACACACACACACACGCUGGGCACAAUAUGGAACCGAACCAUCGAAAGGAAUGGAUUUUCUAAUCAAACGUGUACGCCGCUUUCCGUUACUACCGCUUGUCGCGCAUACGCAGGUUUGAUUAUUUAAACGAGCCGUUACGAACGAACCGGCUGCGGUUUGCUGCAACAACCUACCCACUAUAGAGUAUUUACAUGUCGUUCGGUCCAUGGGGUUGUAGUUGUAAAGAGGCACAGAAUAAUUUAAAAAAAGGAAAUCUUCCCCCACCCCCCCCCACCCCCCCCCCCCCCCCGCAGAGAGACAACAAAAGUGAUUGGCAAAGUCAGAUUCGCAAAACCCGCUCCGGGAGUCGGGGCUUGUUUCAGGGCUUUGCUGUUUUAGUAGAGGUACGGCUGCUGUUGAACGGUCACCGCCCGCCGUGAACCGAAAACCGCAACGAGCAGAGUGAUACGUGUCGUUCGUUCUAAAUUCUAAAUAAGCAAAUGUUGUACAAAACGCUCUUGUCAGUGGGUGAAGCUGCUUAAAGUAUUGCUACGGGGUUGUGUUUUGAUCGUGUUUGGUUUAACCCCGUGAAGGUCGUCGCUUCACUGGCAGGAAACGCGUGGCGCGAUCUUGACGACGUGCGAGUGCUAAAGCUGUAGCGCAAAACUAUCGUUAAGUAGAGUUGAAGUACGUGUAAUAUAUUUUUAUGUUACGUAUAUAUUUGUCAGAGAUUAAAACCUAACCGCGUUGCGUUGAUAAAUAAAUGCCUUUGAAAUUAAAUUUUCA